Molecule: messenger RNA, 6712 nt
Organism: Perca flavescens (yellow perch)
Lineage: Eukaryota; Metazoa; Chordata; Actinopteri; Perciformes; Percidae
Gene: mcf2la
Product: mcf.2 cell line derived transforming sequence-like a
Exons: 33
Coding region: 450-3887 (1145 amino acids)
Biological process (GO): intracellular signal transduction; positive regulation of Rho protein signal transduction
Cellular component (GO): cytoplasm
Molecular function (GO): guanyl-nucleotide exchange factor activity; protein binding
Source: RefSeq, a predicted model, not a curated record
ACUCAACACUCACCGUCCUCGCCAUCAAUUUAGGGUGCAGUUAAAUUCCCAUUUGUCGAACCAGUGUCAUGUCCUAAUAGGACGCAUGGAGGCAGCGCGGCUGUAUCGAUAGGAAUCCUAAUUCAUUUAUUGGACCCUGAAGGUUCCGUUUGUAGACUGUAGCACGCCCAACUCCAUUAAUCGGGCAAAUUAGCUGUUUGUAUAUAGACAAAGGAGCUGCGAAGUUCAUGUAAAGAAGGAAGUCUGCUCAGUUUUGGUGUCCCGGUUCGAGGAUGGGAGAGCAGCUGUCUGUACCAGAUGACUUGGAGCAAUCGUUGGAGGGGCUGUCGACAACCUGUGAGAGAUAGGGAGGGUUUGGAAAAACAAAUGAGCAGAGCAGGAUGAGGCGGGCUAUCCUCUUCUCUCUACCUGUGGUGAGGUAGGAAGAGGAGAACAGACGGAGUGACGGGAUGAAGGACUGCACAGGAAAACAGGAAUAUGGAGGAGAGAGGUUUGUCCGCAUCUCACUGGAGGAGAUGGAGAGCUACUACAGAUGCACCAAGUGCUGUCAACAGCUGCAAAAUGACAUUCUGCAGAGGGAGGACGGUCCGUUUGCAGCAGAAAUCGGCCAUGAACUCCAGAAACAGUUUGCCAUCCUGCCAGGGGGCCGCGGGAUGAACGGCAACCCUAUCAUCGUCUUCCCAGAAUUCCCAGAUUUCAGCGAGCUGGAGGAGGAGGAGGUCCAAAAUGUCCUCAGCUACCUCAGCAGCAUCCCCAGCGUUGCUGCAUCAGGAGUGGGUUUCAAUCUGGUCAUUGACAGACGACUGGACCGAUGGGCCGCCGUCAGGGCUACCCUGCUCCGCAUCGCAGGUUCAUUUCCAGGGAACUUACACUUGGUUCUGGUGUUACGUCCCACUACUUUGCUCCAGCGGACUCUGUCAGACUUCCUGUUCAAGUACAACAGGGAUGAGUUCAAAAUGAAGGUGGUGAUGCUGAGUUCGGUGACUGAGCUCCAUGCCUAUAUAGACCCAGGACAACUGACCACAGAGUUGGGAGGCACGCUGGAAUACUGCCAUGACAGCUGGAUCUCACACCGCACUGCAAUCGAGGCAUUUGCCCUCAUGGUAAAGACCACGGCUCAGACUCUGCAGGCGUUUGGAACUGAGCUUGCAGAGACAGAACUACCUAAUGAUGCCGAGGCCACCGUCAACCUGCUGCACACUCACACUCUGAAGAAGGAUAAAAUGAAGGAGGACCUGCAGGUGGCACUGUCUCAAGGGGGACGCCUGUUGGAGUGUAUAAACGAGCCUCUACAGACAGACCCUGAAUACAGCAUGACCUACGAUGAACUGGAAAACUUAGCUACUGUACAGAGACUCCUGGGUCAGCUGGACGAAACACAGACAGCAUUUGAUGAUUUCUGGGAGCGUCACCGCACCAAGCUGGAACAGUGUUUACAGCUCCGCCAUUUUGAACAGCACUUCCGUGAAGUGCGCCCCCAGCUUGACGUGACAUCGGAGCGUUUGUCGGGUUUCUCCGAGGUCAGCGUAAGCCCCGCCCAUGCUGAGCAUGUCCUCCGAGAGCUCAGCGGCCAUGAGGACAAGGCCUGUGACACACUAGACCGUGCCCUGUCCCUGGCCAGUGAAGGUGACAGGCUGAUAGAAAAUUCCCACUAUGCCGAGGACUCCAUCAGGCCGAAGUGCGGCGAGCUGAGAGGAGUGUGCGAGGAGAUCAGCUUCACUCUGAGGAGCAAGAAGAGCCUCCUGCUCACGGCGUUGGAGCUCCACCACGCUCUGGAGAAGGCAUUACGGUGGUGUGAGGACGGCAUCUUCCUGUUGGCCAGCCAGCCAGUGGACCGCUGUCAGUCUCAGGAUGGAGCUGAAGCAGCUCUGCAAGAACUCGAGCGAUACCUGGACACAGGGCCGCUACACACCCUCGCCGACCGCAGCGCCAUCUGCUGCCAGUAUGAGGCGGUGCUCACUCCUCAGCUCAUGGACCAAGUAGAGGGAGUUUUCCAGAAGCAAAUCUCCGUCCAAGAGAUGUUUGAGAAGAGACGCAUCAGCCUGAAGAAACUCGCUGCCAAACAGACCAGACCAGUCCAGCCAGUAGCACCAAGACCUGAAGUGAAGUCUCCACUCUCCUCUCCUAAUCAAGAGAGAAAAGAGAGGAGAUACUCUGCAGAUAGUGCCAUCUGCAAAAAGGUGGAGUCUCCCAUACAUAACGGUGGUACCAGACAUGCUUCUCUCUCAGAAGAAGAAGAAAACCUGGCAGUACUUCGGCGCCACGUGAUGAAUGAACUGUUGGAGACGGAGAGAGCAUAUGUGGAGGAGCUACUGUGUGUGCUGGACGGCUAUGCAGCGGAGAUGGACAACCCUGCCAUGGCUCACCUCAUCCCCAGCACCCUGCUGAGCAAGAAGGUCGUCCUGUUUGGCAACAUGUCUGAAAUCUACCAGUUUCAUAAGAGGACAUUUCUAAAGGAACUGGAAGCAUACACUGACUGCCCAGAACUAGUGGGCCGCUGCUUUUUAGAGAGGAUGAAGGACCUGCAGAUCUACGAGGCGUACUGCCAGAAUAAACCUCGCUCUGAGAGCUUGUGGAGACAGUGCUCCGACUGUGCCUUCUUCCAGGAGUGCCAGAAGAAGCUGGAACAUAAACUUGGUUUGGACUCCUACCUCCUUAAACCUGUCCAGAGAAUCACCAAGUACCAGCUACUGCUUAAGGAGUUGUUGAAGUACAGUAAGGGCUGCGAUGGCUGUGACGACCUACAGGAAGCUCUCUCCUCCAUCCUGGGGAUCCUGAAAGCUGUUAACGACUCCAUGCACCUCAUCGCCAUCACAGGAUACGAGGGUAACCUGUCGGAGCUGGGUCGCCUGCUGAUGCAGGGCUCCUUCAGUGUGUGGACGGAGCAUAAAAAAGGCCACGCCAAGGUGAAAGACCUGGCCCGCUUUAAGCCCAUGCAGAGGCACCUGUUCCUGCACCAGAAGGCCCUGCUCUUCUGUAAGAGGAGAGAGGAGAACGGGGAGGGCUACGAGAAAGCUCCGUCUUACAGCUUCAAGCACUCCCUCAGUAUGAGUGCGGUGGGCUUUACAGAGAACGCUAAAGGAGACAACAAGAAGUUUGAGAUUUGGUGCAACUCCAGAGACGAAGUUUUUAUAGUCCAGGCUCCUACACCGGAGAUUAAAACAGCGUGGGUGAACGAGAUCCGCAAAGUUUUGACCCAACAGCUCAACGCCUGCAGAGUUACUGUUUUAGAUGCCAGUCAGCAGAAGAGCUCUGACUCUGUUUUCCCGAGUCCCAACAGCAACAACAGCUCCAUCUCCCUCAGUCCCUUUCGUAGCAGUGGUCAGAAAAACCAGAAGAAGCAAGAGGAGAAGAAGGCGGAGACGAGUGUGAUGUCUGACUCCUCUUCUUCACCGAAACACAAAGAGCCGGCUUCCCAUGCCACUCUGAGCAGAGUCAAAUGGAUGAGUACCUCUAGUCUGUUACAGAGCAAGCGGCGAGGCUGGAACAAGGCGUCUCUCUCGGUGGAUGCCUCAGAAGAGAACGAUGGGUACUCCAGCAGCGAGGACCCCAUAAACUCUGACGCCGAGGACGAAGGAGGAAGGAAGCUGGCUCCAGGAAAGUAUACGGUCGUAGCAGACUGUGAGAAGGCGGGACCUCAGGAGCUGUCUGUCAAGAGUGGAGACAUGGUCCAGCUUAUCAGAGAAGGAGAGGAGGGACUGUGGUUUGUGAAGAACCUUCGCAGCAGUAAGGAGGGCUGGGUGGCAGCAGCAAACCUCCUCAGCCUCAUCUCCGAGUCCAAGUCAUCCCAGUCGCUCAGCAGCUCAGAUGGCAGCGUCUCUGGGAACGUCAGCACUUCUUCCAGCUGCAGCGAGACCUAUACCAGCUUCUCCGACAUCAAACCCUGACCUACGAUCACUGUCCUGGCGGCUCCAACCCUCAAACUAAAACAAUUUCCAUGUGGAAUUUAAAAAAAACAACUAAAGCUGACCCUGACAGGAGGACGGAGUCAAAGCGCUUCAUCUCGCAGACCAUCCACGUCACAGUUUGUCGGACCCAACCAAAAAUCAGAAGGAAUCCUUGGAUGUGCGAAUGUUACCAGUGUUUCAGCUGACGGUCGACUACAAACACCUUUUCUGAGUUUUUACAGCCACCUGUCUGUCUAAUUGCAACACAGAUGUUACAGUAAUGUGAUGUUUCACCUCCUGGCAGGCCUUCUUUAAAGUUCACAAUCUUUGUCAACUACAGAGAAAAGCCACCGUAAAUUUCUUCAGUCUAAUAUUUAAUCCUUCUGAUUAUGUAGCAAAGUGUAGAAAUUAAAAUCUGCACUAAAUGUGAGCUCUCAGCAGCUCACAAAGCUGAACCACUUCAAGUCAACAACAUCCCAGCAUAGCGGCAGAUUCUUGUGUGAAACAGGUACAGAUACUAUCAGACUGGUAUUCCACACGAUGCUUUAGUGUCGGACAUUAAUCGUACACUGUGAAAACUGGCAGCUGGCUGCAACCAGAACAAAUGCUUUCAGUGAAUCUUGGAGCAUCUCUGAGCAGGCCAGAUUUUCAGGGCGUGUUACUGAAAGUCUUGUCACCUUUUUGUACGGGGAAAACAUACUAGGUAAAGUGUGUUAAACCCCUGUAGUGUCUGGCAGGCCAGUGGUAUCAAAUUAGUUGUUUUAUAAUUUUUCCGCAUUUGAGAAUGCUGUAUUCCUCCCAUGUUGUUGGUAGGAGCUUCCUGGUUUCAUGGUAUUAACUUGUAUAAGAAACACAGAGUCAAAUGUAUCACUAGGUGAAUGUCACCAACAGCACUACCUGGGGGUCAGAUGUCAUGCACUUCUCCAGCUACACAUACGAAUCACUUACACAAAGAGAGGCAGCUUGGAACAACUUUUGAACCUCUUUUGAAACUUUUUCCAAGAGUUAUUGUCUAACCCGCCUCUGAACUGCUCUGGAUUUACCUCCUCAGGAAGCCCAAGAAGUUGCGUGGGCAGGCAGGUGUGACUGCAUACCUGCUUGUGUCUACUAAAUGUCUUUGUGUGUGUGGGCACCAUUGCACAUGUGUGUGUGCUUCAGAACAAAUCCAACUAGUGUAUGUCACCCCAGAGAGGCUAUUUAGCCACAGACAGCAGCUGCAUCAGAGUAACACACAAGGUCCCAUUUAGGAACAUUUUAGGUAAAUUACUCAUUCCUUUGCCUGCUGGAUUCAUUUCUAUUCAGGUAAAGUUAAUUGAUAACCCUCCAACCCUGGUCAGACAAACAGAAACAGACACUCAUAAAUCUCAAUACUCUGCACAUACAUUUUGUGUCAUGGCCACUGCGCUCACAUAUCUUUGGUUUGCACUGCAGCAACAAAAGCAGGCUUUGUGCCCUCCCUCUGCUCCCAGCCAGUAGCCUCUUCUCUCCAAGCAGGACUAACCAGGGCCCAGACCUUUCUCAACAUGUUUGCACCACCCCACCCGACAGCAAUAUUUGUUUACUUGCCAAGAUGUAGCAGAGUAAUCGAAUAAUAAAGUGCAAAAGGAUAAUGACAGAAGUCUGACUUUUGGUGUGAAUUACACAACAGGAGUGGUGAGUAAGCUAAGUUGGCCCUAUUGAAACUAAGUGGAAAAAGAGGAUGUUGAAACAAGUUGAUAGCACAUCUCUGACAGCCAGCUGCUGUGACACACACACACACACACACACACACACACACACACACACACACACACACACACACACACACACACACACACACACACACACGGAACCUGUGCUAUUCUGAACACUGAAUGACACCUUUUUCUUACCUUGCUUUUCAAAGGUUUUUUAUACCCCAAGAUUUCUACUGUAUCCUCAAGGCACACUGUAAAACAAUCGUUUCCUUUUCCCAUCUUUAAUAUUGAAUGUGUGACUCUGUUGUUAAAACAGAGAGUGCAGCAUGCCGUUACUCACACCAGCCCCACCUGUUUAUUACAUAAAAUGGGUUAUUUGUCCACCACUGUUUAACACCACUGUGGUUUUGUUAAAUUUCGCCACAACUAUGAUUAGUGCUUGUGGGUGUUUUCUUGAACCACUAUUAUACUCAAAUCGCAACGCGCGUGUCCUUCCUAUGAAAGGAAAGAUUCUACAGAAAAAGGAAGCUUACAGGCCUUUCUGUGUCAAACUGUGAGCUAAACCAGAGAGUAAACUGUGGCUGGCAUUAUGUGUCUGUCCGUGUAAGUUCUGUAAGACUGAAAAAUGUAUGUCACACUUGUACAGAUGUGUCCUCUAUACCUCACAUUGUUUUCCUCGAGAGCAUGGACAUUGUGAAGAGGAUUAUGGUUUUUGUGAGUCUCCUUGUCUCGCUGUAUGUCUUCUUUCUUUGUGGCAUGUUCUUCGUAAACCUCUCGUAUCAAAGCCCUGAACGAGGCAAGUAUUUUUUACUAGGCACUUGUAUUUUGUGAGAGUUUAUUUUCUGGCCUCCUAAAAGCUGACAUGGGCGCUAAACUUGUCAGUGUUCUCUCAUGAUCACAAAAUAAAGCUUAUUGAAUAAUUUGCUUUUUGACUUGGAGGCUGGAGAGAUGAGAAGGGUUAUAUUUUUUCUUUUUAUGCAGCACAUUGCAGCAACCACUGUCUUUAUUUUCCUAUUGUAUCUAUUGAGUAUGUUGUUGAUAUAAAGAUAUUAUAAUGAGACAUCAGUGUAUAUUUGUAAAUAUGUAAUACUGAAUUGUAUGUAAAAUGAAAAGCAGCUUUAAUAAAGUCUGAGAUGGUUUCCUCUAUUG